CCAAAUCAUGAUAGAAUGAGGAAUCAUAGAACACAAGCUCCUGUAUAAACUCCAACGCCUAGAAGGACUCCAAUUCGUCUAAUCAAUCGAUCAAAUAAAUACCCUACUCACGAUACAAUUGGGAGAGUAAUUCGACUCAAUUCCUCUAAAUCAGAAUGAAUCUCUCUGCUUCUUCAUCUUCUUCGCAUAGGAUUGACGAUAGCGGCGUCUAGAUAUUCGUGACGGCGUCCAGAGAACGAGUGCUUCGCCGAAGGAAUAACAGAGAAGAAACUAAAUUCGUAGGAGGAAGGAUGUGCGUGCUUCUCGGUGGAGGAGGAGACGGGAAACAGGCGGCUGAAGUCGGCGCCAGCGUUCUUAUGCCGCCGCCGCCCAACUUCUCAGCGGUGGAAGAUCUCUGCAUAUACAGAUCCAGCCUCCCGCAGCCCUCCAAUUUCCCGUUUCUUCGAACCCUAAAUCUCCGUUCUAUCAUAUAUCUAUGUCCCGAGCCUUACCCUGAAGAGAAUAGGGAAUUUCUCCGCCUUAACAAUGUAAAGCUUUUCCAAUUUGGAAUCGAAGGCACCAAGCACCCAUCUGGUAUAUCCAGGACUGCCAUAACUGAGGCUCUUAGAGUCCUGAUUGAUGUGAGAAACCAUCCGGUGCUGAUCCAUUGCAAGCGCGGGAAACACCGGACGGGGUGUCUGGUUGGGUGCCUGAGGAAGUUGCAGAACUGGUGUUUGUCUGCUGUGUUGGAAGAGUACAAGCAUUUUGCAGGCGCAAAGUGGAGAGAAUCUGACUUGAGAUUUCUUGAAGAAUAUGAUGCUCCUUCCAUCAGGCAUUCCCUUCAGAGCAUUAUCUACCGCUACACUGCCUCCAAGAAGAGGCGCUUACUAUACGGAGAAGAAGAGUGUGCUGACAAGCCUGCCAGGAUUGCUCGAGUUUAGAAAUUGACGAAGUUCUUACGGAAUCACCUGUUUUCUCUGUUUUUUGCCGUCACAAUCAUUCUGACUUUUUAUAGAUUAUACAUUACGAUCCUUAUUCAUCAAACACAUAAUAUUUGAUUUGAUUGUUUUGAUGUAACACAAUUUUUGAAUUUGGACAUUCAAAUAUCCAAAUUAAGAUACAUACAGUUAGACUUGCUUUUAUAAUUACAUUGGUUGAAUUUACUGUAAAUGACAAUUCUAAUUAUUUUUCAUACAGUUUUCUUUAUUGUAUUUA
Messenger RNA from Cuscuta europaea, 1194 nucleotides. Lineage: Eukaryota; Viridiplantae; Streptophyta; Magnoliopsida; Solanales; Convolvulaceae. The record is from the annotation of a GenBank genome assembly.